Messenger RNA from Sporothrix brasiliensis 5110, 816 nucleotides. Its product is annotated as protein Cut8. Gene Ontology annotation, biological process: proteasome localization; nuclear protein quality control by the ubiquitin-proteasome system. Gene Ontology annotation, cellular component: nucleus. The record is from RefSeq and is a predicted model, not a curated record. The coding region runs from base 1 to 816 and encodes 271 amino acids. The transcript has a single exon. Lineage: Eukaryota; Fungi; Ascomycota; Sordariomycetes; Ophiostomatales; Ophiostomataceae.
AUGGCCGCCGCCAAGAAGCGGAAAGCCGACGAUGACGGCAGUGAUGAAAUGUCCGUUUCGCCCAUGAGCUCGCCCGCCAUCGCCAACCGCCAGCUUUCCCGUCCUGUCAAGAAAGCCCGCGCUGCCGAAAUGGCUGGCCGUCCCCUGCCGCUGCCUCGCCUGCUCGAGGCCCUCGAUGCCUCGCAGCUGCGCACCAUCCUCCAGACCAUUUGCGACCACCACCCGGAUAUCUCGCAGCAGGUCGCCGACAACGCGCCGCGCCCCACACCCGCAUCCACGCUGCGGCUCCUCGGCGAGUACCAGGACCGUCUCCGCUCUGCCAUGCCGUACGGCCACUCCAGCGCCGACUACAACUACUAUCGCGUCAAGCAGCCGCUCAUCGCCAUCGUCGAAGCCAUCUCCGAAUACACCCGCCAGUUCCUGCCACCCGUCGAGUCCCAAACGUCCGCCUCGCUUGAGUUUUUGGACGGCGCGACCAAGAUCGUCCACCAGCUGCCCGACUGGGACAGCCCAACGUACCGCCAGCACAAGGAGAGUGCCUACGACGAGAUUGCCCGCGCCUGGGCCGUCGUCAUCCAGGAGGCGUCCAAGCGCGGCGGCGGCGGUUUUACGUCGUUGCUUCUGUCGGAGCACUGGGACCAGAUCCUGUCCAAACACAACCAGCAGUCGGGCGGGCGUCUCAAAGUCGCCAUGAGUGCGCUCUCGACGCACGUCGGCUGGAUGGGUGCAACAGGCGGCACCAACGACCCCAACUCCAUCCGCAACCAGCUGAUGAACGGCACCUUCGGCUCGCCCGUCCGUGUCGGCCCCUGGUAG